CCCCCUUCCCCGUUUUGAUUCCCAGUGGACGGUCCUGGGCCCGUCCCUUCGGACGGCGAUGUUCUGGCUGUACCUUUGGUCCGGUGCGGCUGGGGGGUCAGUGCCCAUUGGCAGCGUCAUUGUGACCCAGCUGAAUCGCCACGUGCCGAGAGGCGAGGUCGCUUACCACUCCGCCUAUGUGACGUCGCUGACUACGAGCAUCGCCUGCUUGUUGAUGUUGCCUGCGGCCCUUGCGUCCAAGGCACCCUGGAGCUGGCCGAGCAAGUGGUACGCGCCCCUGGGAGGAGCCUUCAUGAUGGCCGACUUUCUCAUCGUCCCCGCCUUCCGCGUCCUCGGCAUUCAGGUUGUGCUGGUGGCGAUGUUGCUGGGCAUGCUGUUCACUGGCAUGAUCUUCGACUGCCGCGAAGGCCUCCUGAAGUACACGGAGUACCGACGCCUCUGCGGCUUCCUGGUGGUCAUGGUCGCAGUGGCGAUAAACUAUGCGGCUCUGCCUGGGGAGUCGGACGCCGCAGCCCACUUUGGUGCCAGCUCUGUAGCGUAUUUGCUCAUUUCGUUUGGAGUGGGAUGUGGAUAUGCGCUGCUGGCAAAGUGCAACAACCAGUUGAGCAAGGACCUAGGCACCUCCAUGCGGGCAUCCGCAUUUUCCGCCGCGGUCACCGUGGCAUGCCGGAUACCGCUGAUGAUUUGGAUCCACAGCUCCAGGGGUCUUUUGCCCACCUUCCACUCGGAUGACUGGUACUGGUUCCUGGGCUCAGCGCUGCAGAACGCCUUCUACAUUCUGUCAACGGCGAAGCUUCCGGGCCUCCUGGGCUACUCCGUGAACAACGUCGUGAUGCUGGUAGGGAAGUUGUGCUGCAGCGCGCUGGUGGACGCUUUGGGCUGGUCGGGCCAUAAAGUGCCUGUGGACCUCGUGCGCGCGCUGAGCAUGGUGAUGGUCUUUGUAGGCGUCGUCAUGUUCUCAGUGAAGUCCUUCCGGGACCUCUUCGCAGAUAACUCGCCCAACGAAGAUUUUAUCGUGCCGGAGAAAGCAGGAUUUGAGGAGAGAAGCCUCAUAGACAGCACCAACUUUGUGUCGUCGGGGCAUUUCACCAACAACAACGUAGCAGACUUAGACACAGAGGCCGAGUCCGAUGUGGACACAGAGUCUUUGAGCUCUCAGUGACGGCUUGCAGCCCAAAACGGGUCGUCCUUUUGACCGGUGGUUAACC
Effrenium voratum is the source of this 1208-nucleotide messenger RNA. The record is from the annotation of a GenBank genome assembly. NCBI's taxonomy places the organism in Eukaryota, Dinophyceae, Suessiales, Symbiodiniaceae.